This is a messenger RNA of Orbilia oligospora ATCC 24927, 621 nucleotides long. RefSeq lists its product as uncharacterized. The transcript has a single exon. NCBI's taxonomy places the organism in Eukaryota, Fungi, Ascomycota, Orbiliomycetes, Orbiliales, Orbiliaceae. The record is from RefSeq and is a predicted model, not a curated record. Bases 1 to 621 code for a protein of 206 amino acids.
AUGCAUUCUAAAGUAAUUUUAGCCUCUGUUGUCCUAGCACUCAUCCCAUCAACCCUAGCUGCACCUUACCAGUCAGCAACGAACACGCAGGACACCAAAUGUGCAUCCACUAUCAACACUUCUAUUCAUGUUUCGAGGUCGAACACCGUCGACUAUGAGCCAAUCCCAUCAACAAAAAAUACAGUUGUCGCUGCUCCAACUCCUGCUGUGGUCUGGUGGGGGUCUCCCAUUAGAUCUAGGGAUACCGAGCACUUGGAAGUCACUCGGGUUAUAGGCUUGCCUCCCAUCGAAGUUACCCGAGGCCCCCCACCACCACCUACGAUAACUAGGAUCACCGAGAUUUUUCCCCCAGAGGCGACCACUGUGACCGUCAUCCCGAUCCCACCCCCACCCCCACCACCAAAGAAGCUUCACUGCGUUCAAAGAUGGUUCGGCACUGCUCCACUCUGUAACGGGAAAUGCCCUGGAGGUUGGAACGUCGUCAGGUACCAGCGUGAAGCCGCUAAGACCUGCGACAGCUCCACACCAGACAAGAUCAUCGACCGGUGUGAGAACACCAGUAAGCAUGGGUGCUCCUCGGGGCAUAACAAAGCUCUCUGCGAACAGUGCGAAUGGAAGUAG